Molecule: messenger RNA, 7079 nt
Organism: Carlito syrichta (Philippine tarsier)
Lineage: Eukaryota; Metazoa; Chordata; Mammalia; Primates; Tarsiidae
Gene: SPTB
Product: spectrin beta, erythrocytic
Exons: 35
Coding region: 60-7055 (2331 amino acids)
Biological process (GO): actin cytoskeleton organization
Cellular component (GO): cortical actin cytoskeleton; cell projection; spectrin
Molecular function (GO): phospholipid binding; structural constituent of cytoskeleton; actin filament binding
Source: RefSeq, a predicted model, not a curated record
CCCAGGGCCCACUCCAUGAAGACUGAGGCAGGCGUCACUGCUGAGGAGAGCCUGCUGACAUGACAUCCGCCACAGAGUUUGAAAACGUGGGCAACCAGCCACCCUACAGCCGGAUCAAUGCCCGCUGGGAUGCCCCAGACGAUGAGCUGGACAAUGACAACAGCUCAGCCAGGCUCUUCGAGAGGUCCCGGAUCAAGGCCUUGGCAGAUGAGCGCGAAGUGGUUCAGAAAAAGACCUUCACGAAAUGGGUGAACUCACACCUGGCACGUGUGUCCUGCCGCAUCACCGACCUCUACAAGGACCUGCGGGAUGGCCGCAUGCUCAUCAAGCUGCUGGAGGUGCUCUCUGGGGAGAUGCUGCCAAAGCCCACCAAGGGGAAGAUGCGCAUCCACUGCCUGGAGAACGUGGACAAGGCCCUCCAGUUCCUCAAGGAGCAGCGCGUGCACCUGGAGAACAUGGGCUCCCAUGACAUUGUGGACGGCAACCACCGCCUGGUCCUGGGCCUCAUCUGGACCAUCAUCCUCCGCUUCCAGAUUCAGGACAUUGUUGUCCAAACUCAGGAAGGUCGUGAGACACGCUCAGCCAAGGAUGCAUUGCUGCUGUGGUGUCAGAUGAAGACAGCAGGCUACCCCCAUGUCAAUGUCACCAACUUCACCUCCAGCUGGAAGGAUGGGCUGGCCUUCAAUGCCUUGAUACACAAACACCGGCCUGACCUGAUUGACUUUGAUAAACUGAAGGACUCCAACGCCCGCCAUAACCUGGAGCACGCAUUUGACGUGGCCGAGCGCCAGCUGGGCAUCAUCCCACUCCUGGACCCCGAAGAUGUCUUCACAGAAAACCCCGAUGAGAAGUCCAUCAUCACCUAUGUGGUGGCAUUUUACCACUACUUCUCCAAGAUGAAGGUCCUGGCCGUGGAGGGCAAGCGCGUCGGCAAGGUCAUUGACCAUGCCAUCGAGACCGAGAAGAUGAUCGAGAAGUACAGCGGGCUGGCGUCUGACCUGCUCACCUGGAUCGAGCAGACCAUCACCGUCCUGAAUAGCCGCAAGUUUGCCAACUCACUGGCGGGCGUCCAGCAGCAGCUGCAAGCCUUCAGCACCUACCGCACUGUGGAGAAGCCACCCAAGUUUCAGGAGAAGGGGAAUCUGGAAGUCCUACUUUUUACCAUCCAGUCCCGGAUGAGAGCCAACAAUCAGAAAGUGUACACACCCCAUGAUGGAAAACUAGUAUCUGACAUCAAUAGGGCCUGGGAGAGCCUGGAGGAGGCUGAGUACCGGCGGGAGCUGGCCCUGAGGAAUGAGCUCAUCCGGCAAGAGAAGCUGGAGCAGCUGGCCCGGCGCUUUGACCGGAAGGCCGCCAUGAGAGAGACGUGGCUCAACGAGAACCAGCGCCUUGUGGCCCAGGAUAACUUCGGAUAUGACUUGGCAGCCGUGGAGGCCGCCAAGAAGAAGCACGAGGCCAUCGAGACCGACACGGCUGCCUACGAGGAGCGGGUGCGGGCCCUGGAGGACCUGGCACAGGAGCUGGAGAAGGAGAACUACCAUGACCAGAAGCGCAUCACGGCCCGCAAGGACAACAUCCUGCGCCUGUGGGCCUACCUGCAGGAGCUGCUGCGGGCGCGGCGCCAGAGGCUCGAGACCACCCUGGCACUGCAGAAGCUCUUCCAGGACAUGCUGCACAGCAUCGACUGGAUGGAUGAGAUCAAGGCUCACAUCUUGUCUGCCGAGUUUGGGAAGCACUUGUUGGAGGUCGAGGACUUGCUCCAGAAGCACAAGUUGAUGGAGGCUGACAUCGCCAUCCAAGGGGACAAAGUGAAGGCCAUCACCAAGGCCACGCAGCAGUUCACUGAGGGGAAAGGGUACCAGCCUUGUGACCCCCAGGUCAUCCAGGACCGCAUCAGCCAUCUGGAGCAGUGCUUUGCAGAACUGAGCAACAUGGCGGCUGGACGCAAGGCCCAGCUGGAGCAGUCCAAGCGACUCUGGAAGUUCUUCUGGGAGAUGGACGAGGCCGAGAGCUGGAUCAAGGAGAAGGAGCAGAUCUACUCCUCCCUGGACUACGGCAAGGACCUGACCAGCGUGCUCAUCCUGCAGCGCAAGCACAAGGCCUUUGAGGACGAGCUGCGCGGGCUGGACGCCCACCUGGAGCAGAUCUUCCGGGAGGCUGAGGGCAUGGUGGCGCGCAAGCAGUUCGGGCACCCGCAGAUCGAGGCCCGCAUCAAGGAGGUGUCGGCCCAGUGGGACCAGCUGAAGGAGCUGGCCGCCUUCCGCAAGAAGAACCUCCAGGACGCCGAGAACUUCUUCCAGUUCCAGGGCGACGCAGACGACCUGAAGGCCUGGCUGCAAGAUGCCCACCGGCUGCUCUCAGGGGAAGACGUGGGGCAGGACGAGGGUGCCACGCGGGCCCUGGGGAAGAAGCACAAGGACUUCCUGGAGGAGCUGGAGGAGAGCCGCGGGGCCAUGGAGCACCUGGAGCGGCAGGCCCACGACUUCCCCCAGGAGUUCCGGGACUCCCCGGACGUGACCAACCGGCUGCAGGCCCUGCGGGAGCUCUACCAGCAGGUGGUGACACAGGCAGACCUGCGUCGGCAGAGGCUGCAGGAUGCACUGGACCUGUACACGGUGUUCGGGGAGACGGACGCCUGUGAGCUGUGGAUGGGCGAGAAGGAGAAAUGGCUGGCCCAGAUGGACAUCCCAGACACCCUGGAGGACCUGGAGGUCGUGCAGCACAGGUUCGACAUCCUGGACCAGGAGAUGAAGACGCUGAUGGCCCAGAUCGAGGGUGUGAACCUCGCUGCCAACAGCCUGGUGGAAAGCGGCCACCCACGCAGCGGGGAAGUGAAGCAGUACCAGGACCACCUGAACAGCAGGUGGCAGGCAUUCCAGGCCAUGGUGUCCAAGCGGCGGGAGGCGGUGGACUCGGCCCUCCGAGUGCAUAACUACUGUGUGGACUGCGAGGAGACCAGCAAGUGGAUCACAGACAAGACGAAGGUGGUGGAGUCCACCAAGGAGCUGGGGCGGGACCUGGCGGGUGUCAUCGCCAUCCAGCGCAAGUUGUCGGGCCUGGAGCGCGAUGUGGCCGCCAUCCAGGCCCGUGUGGGGUCCCUGGAGCGGGAGUCACAGCGGCUGAUGAAGUCACACCCUGACCUGAAGGAGGAUAUCGGCCGGCGGCAGGCAUAUGUGGAGGAGCUGUGGCAGGGCCUGCAGCGAGCCCUGCAGGGCCAGGAGGCCUCCCUGGGGGAAGCCAGCCAGCUGCAGGCCUUCCUGCAGGAGCUGGAUGACUUUCAGGCCUGGCUGUCCAUGGCCCAGAAGGCCGUGGCCUCCGAGGACACGCCCGAGUCGCUCCCAGAAGCCGAGCAGCUCCUGCAGCAGCACGCGGCCAUCAAGGACGAGAUCGACGGGCACCAGGAGAGCUACCGGCAUGUCAAGGAGGCCGGGGAGAAGGUGACCCGAGGCCAGACGGACCCAGAGUACCUGCUUCUGGGCCAGCGGCUGGAAGGCCUGGACACCGGCUGGGACGCCCUGCGCCGGAUGUGGGAGAGCCGCGGCCGGUCCCUCGCCCAGUGCCUCGGCUUCCAGGAAUUCCAGAAAGACGCCAAGCAGGCCGAAGCCAUGCUCAGCAACCAGGAAUAUUUCCUGGCUCGCCUGAAGCCCUCAGACUCCCUCCAAGAGGCAGAGGCUGGGAUCCGGAAUUUUGAGGAGUUCUUGGUGUUGAUGGAGAACAACCGGGACAAGGUCAUGAGUCCUGUGGACUCUGGGAACCAGCUGGUGGCCGAGGGAAACCUGUACUCAGACAAGAUCAAGGAGAAGGUGCAGCUGAUCGAGGACAGGCACAGGAAAAACAACGAGAAGGCCCAGGAGGUUUCCGUCCUCCUGAAAGACAACCUGGAGCUGCAGAACUUCCUGCAGAACUGCCAGGAGCUCACCCUCUGGAUCAACGACAAGCUGCUGACAUCUCAGGAUGUCUCCUUCGAUGAAGCACGAAACCUUCACAACAAGUGGCUGAAGCACCAGGCAUUUGUGGCUGAGCUGGCUUCCCACCAGGGCUGGCUGGAGAACAUAGACGCGGAAGGGAAGCAGCUGAUAGAGGAAAAGCCCCAGUUUGCAACCCUAGUGUCCCAGAGGCUGGAAGCCCUGCACCGGCUCUGGGAUGAGCUGCAGGCCACCACGAAGGCGAAGACCCAGCAGCUCUCGGCCGCCAGGAGCUCCGACCUGCGCUUACAGACCCAUGCCGACCUCAACAAGUGGAUCAGCGCCAUGGAGGACCAGCUGCGCUCGGACGACCCUGGGAAGGACCUGACCAGUGUCAACCGGAUGCUGGCGAAGCUGAAGCGAGUGGAGGACCAAGUGAAUGUGCGGAAGGAGGAGCUGGGAGAGCUGUUUGCCCAGGUGCCCUCGUUAGAGGAGGAGGCAGGAGAUGCAACCCUGAGCAUUGAGAGGCGCUUCCUGGACCUCCUGGAGCCCCUGGGGAGGAGGAAGAAGCAGCUGGAAUCUUCCAGAGCCAAGCUGCAGAUCAGCCGGGACUUGGAAGAUGAGACGCUCUGGGUGGAUGAGAGGCUGCCCCUGGCCCAGUUGGCCGACUAUGGCACGAAUCUGCAGACCGUGCAGCUGUUCAUGAAGAAGAACCAGACGCUGCAGAACGAGAUUCUGGGCCACGCGCCGCGGGUGGAGGACGUGCUGCGGAGAGGGCAGCAGCUGGUGCAGGCAGCCGAGAUCGACUGCCAGGACCUGGAGGAGCGCCUGGGGCAGCUGCAGGCCUCGUGGGACCGGCUACGGGAGGCGGCGGCGGCGCGGCUGCAGCGCCUGCGGGAUGCCAACGAGGCCCAGCAGUACUACCUGGAUGCGGGCGAGGCCGAGGCCUGGAUAGGGGAGCAGGAACUCUAUGUCAUCUCCGAUGAGACCCCCAAGGAUGAAGAGGGUGCCAUCGUGAUGCUGAAGCGCCAUCUGCGGCAGCAACGCGCAGUGGAGGAGUAUGGGAGGAACAUCAAGCAGCUGGCCGGACGGGCCCAGGGCCUGCUGUCUGCGGGCCACCCCGAGGGGGAACAGAUCAUCCGACUCCAGGGUCAAGUGGACAAGCAGUACGCGGGGCUGAAGGACAUGGCCGAGGAGCGCAGGCGCAAGCUGGAGAAUAUGUACCACCUGUUCCAGCUGAAGAGGGAGGCGGAUGACCUGGAGCAGUGGAUCGCGGAGAAGGAGCUGGUGGCCUCCUCCCCCGAAAUGGGGCAGGACUUUGACCAUGUCACUCUGCUCCGGGAUAAGUUCCGGGACUUCGCCCGGGAGACAGGGGCCAUAGGGCAGGAGCGGGUGGACAACGUGAACGCCAUCAUUGAGCGGCUCAUCGACGCCGGCCACGGCGAGGCGGCCACCAUCGCCGAGUGGAAAGACGGGCUGAACGAGAUGUGGGCCGACCUGCUGGAGCUCAUCGACACGCGCAUGCAGCUGCUGGCCGCCUCCUACGACCUGCACCGCUACUUCUACACAGGCGCCGAGAUCCUGGGCCUCAUCGACGAGAAGCACCGUGAGCUGCCCGAGGACGUGGGGCUGGAUGCCAGCACGGCCGAGUCCUUCCACCGCGUGCACACGGCCUUUGAGCGCGAGCUGCACCUGCUGGGCGUGCAGGUACAGCAGUUCCAGGACGUGGCCACCCGCCUGCAGACGGCAUAUGCCGGGGAGAAGGCCGACGCUAUCCAGAAAAAGGAGCAAGAUGUGUCUGACGCGUGGCAGGCGCUGCUGGACGCCUGUGCCGGGCGCCGGACGCAGCUCGUGGACACAGCAGACAAGUUCCGCUUCUUCAGCAUGGCCCGCGACCUCCUAUCCUGGAUGGAGACCAUCAUCCGGCAGAUCGAGACCCAGGAGAGGCCCAGGGAUGUCUCCUCCGUGGAGCUGCUCAUGAAGUACCACCAGGGCAUCCGGGCUGAGAUCGAAACCCGCAGCAAGAACUUCAGUGCCUGCUUGGAGCUGGGAGAGUCCCUGCUGCAGCGGCAGCACCAGGCCUCGGAGGAGAUCAGUGAGAAGCUGCGGCAGGUGGUGUCCAGGAGGAAGGAGAUGGACGAGAAGUGGGAAGCCCGCUGGGAGCGACUGCGCAUGUUGCUGGAGGUGUGCCAGUUUUCGCGGGAUGCCUCCGUGGCUGAGGCGUGGCUGAUCGCCCAGGAGCCCUACCUGGCCAGCCGGGACUUUGGACACACGGUGGACAGUGUGGAGAAGCUCAUUAAGAGGCAUGAGGCCUUCGAGAAAUCCACAGCCAGCUGGGCAGAGCGCUUUGCUGCCCUGGAGAAGCCUACCACACUUGAGCUGAAAGAACGCCAGACCCCAGAGGGACCCACGGAGGAGACAGGGCCCCAAGAGGAGGAAGGCGAGACGGCAGGGGAGGCGCCACGAGCUCCCCACCGCGCAGCCACCGAGAGAACGUCCCCGGGGGAAGAUGGGGGGCCGCGGCCUCAGGACCUGCAGCCGCCACCCCCGCCAGGGCGGCAUGAGGACGGGCCGGCGGAGAAGCCCGGUGGGGACAAGCGGCCCGCCACGGAGCCCCUCUUCAAAGCCCUGGACACGCCCCUGAGCGAGGGCGACGAGCCCACCACACUGCCGGCCCCGCGUGACCACGGGCACAACGUGCAGAUGGAGGGCUACCUUGGCCGGAAGCACGACUUGGAGGGGCCCAACAAGAAGGCCUCCAACAGGUCCUGGAACAACCUGUACUGUGUGCUCAGGAACAGUGAGCUGACCUUCUACAAGGAUGCCAAGAACCUGGCCCUGGGGAUGCCCUACCACGGAGAGGAACCCCUGGCCCUAAGACACGCCAUCUGUGAGAUUGCCGCCAACUACAAGAAGAAGAAGCAUGUCUUUAAGCUGAGGCUGAGUAACGGCAGUGAGUGGCUGUUUCACGGCAAGGACGAGGAGGAGAUGCUGUCCUGGCUGCAAGGCGUCAGCACGGCCAUCACGGAGUCCCAGAGCAUCCGUGUCAAGGCGCAGAGUCUGCCCCUGUCCUCCCUCUCAGGCCCUGAUGCCAGCCUUGGCAAGAAGGACAAGGAGAAGAGAUUCAGCUUCUUCCCCAAAAAGAAGUAGCGGCUGGCAGCCCCCGCGGUGGGG